CAUAAUCAUUUUUUGAAGAAAAAAGGAGAAACAAAAAUUCUGAAAACAAUGAGCAAAGAAGAUACUAGCAAGCUUAAGUGGAUUUCGCCGUUGGAUGAUUUUGGAUCUAAUGCAACUACCGCUAGUGUAAUUUCUUCUCUGCCAUCCGAUCUUUGUCGACGUUUCUCAUUUUCGCAAGUUAGGGUUGCUACGAACGAUUUCGACGACGAUUCGAUCAUAGGAACCAGUGGGUUCGGUAAAGUUUACAAGGGUUCAAUAGAUGAUGGAGCCACUAUUGUGGCCAUAAAACGUCUUACAACAACAUCGAAGCAAGGCGCUCGCGAGGUUGAAACAGAAAUCGAGAUGCUAUCGAGACUACGUCACGUACAUUUGGUGUCCUUAAUCGGAUAUUGUGACGAACACGGUGAAAUGAUCAUAGUUUACGAGUAUAUGCCACGUGGCACUCUUCGAGAUCACUUGUUGUACAAGAAUCCCGAGAGAAGCGAGAACCAUACACCAUUGUCGUGGAUGCAACGACUUAUGAUUUGUCUUGGAUCAGCUCGCGGUUUGCACUAUCUUCACGCGGGUGCUAAACAAUUGAUUAUUCAUCGAGAUGUCAAGUCUACGAAUAUUCGUCUUGAUGAUAAGUGGACGGCUAAAGUCUCAGACUUUGGCCUUUCAAAGGUACGACCCACUCCUGGUGAUAUGGGUCCUACCCAUGUUAGUACCGCUGUUAAAGGAAGUGUUGGAUAUUUAGAUCCAGAGUACUAUCGACGUCAACAAUUGACAGAGAAAUCAGAUGUAUACUCCUUCGGAGUUUUGUUGUUCGAGGUUUUAUGUGCUCGAUUUGCGAUGAACCCUAAUCUACCCAAGCAACAAGUGAACUUAGCCGUGUGCGCUCGUUAUAACUACAAAAAUAAAACCCUCCACACAAUUGUCGAUCCAAAUCUAACAGGGCAAAUUGCACCCGAAUGUCUAAGAAAAUUUGGAGAAGUGGCAGAAAUGUGUAUACGAGAACAUGGAAGUGAUCGUCCUUCGAUGGGGGACGUAGUUUGGGGCAUUGAAUUUGCCUUACAACUACAAGAAACCGCGGAGAAUAUUAUGCAAAACAAUUUAAGUGAUGAUCCUCAAGGAGAAAUUUCAGAUUCUACGAUAAGUUUUAAACUUGAUGGGGCAAAUGCAUUAGGUUCAAUGUAUAUUGAUGAUGAACCGACCACAUUAAAUGAUGAUUUUUCUGAUACUAAGAUGGUUGAAAUGGGCAAAAAAAAGUUAUUGGAUAGUAGAACUGCUACAUUUAAUUGAUCUGAAUCACCCAUAAUUGAUAUGAAGUCUGGUUUGAUUUUUCCUGAGAUUAUCGACCCAAAAGCCAGAUGACUCGUACAAAUUGUUGUAUGAGAUGAUUUCUCUAUAAAAUGUGUUUCAUACGACAUGAGAAUAUAAGAUUUUUAUUUCUCUCUAAAAGAAAUAAGAAAAUAAA
Amaranthus tricolor (Joseph's coat) is the source of this 1456-nucleotide messenger RNA. RefSeq names its product receptor-like protein kinase FERONIA. The coding region runs from base 49 to 1281 and encodes 410 amino acids. Gene Ontology annotation, cellular component: plasma membrane; plasmodesma. Gene Ontology annotation, molecular function: transmembrane receptor protein tyrosine kinase activity; ATP binding. The record is from RefSeq and is a predicted model, not a curated record. Gene Ontology annotation, biological process: protein autophosphorylation. The transcript has a single exon. Lineage: Eukaryota; Viridiplantae; Streptophyta; Magnoliopsida; Caryophyllales; Amaranthaceae.